Alternaria conjuncta is the source of this 1788-nucleotide messenger RNA. RefSeq lists its product as uncharacterized. Gene Ontology annotation, cellular component: endoplasmic reticulum membrane. The transcript is spliced from 5 exons. Gene Ontology annotation, biological process: GPI anchor biosynthetic process. The coding region runs from base 1 to 1788 and encodes 595 amino acids. NCBI's taxonomy places the organism in Eukaryota, Fungi, Ascomycota, Dothideomycetes, Pleosporales, Pleosporaceae. Gene Ontology annotation, molecular function: alpha-1,2-mannosyltransferase activity. The record is from RefSeq and is a predicted model, not a curated record.
AUGCCGACCCGCACCAACGCUGCGAGGGACACGAAUCCGAGCGGGACUGGUGCUCCACCACGCGCUCCGUCCAACAGCUAUCGUGACUCGACGCUAAACAUCUUCGCUCUGCUGCUUGCCUUCCGCAUCGUCAACGCACUAACCCUGCGCUCCUUUUUCCAGCCCGACGAGUUCUUCCAGUCCCUCGAACCUGCAUGGCAGCUUGCGUUUGGCCCCGCCAGCAAUGCCUGGAUCACCUGGGAAUGGAGAUCCCAAUUGCGGUCGUCCCUGCAUCCAGCGCUAUUCGCUGCCGUCUAUCGAGUCGCGGCACAUGGUGCUGACCUCUGUGGCUUGACCUUGCCUGCUAAAGCCGAACUACUCCUAGCUGCCCCGAAAGUUACCCAAGCCGUCUCUGCAGCCUUGCUUGAUUGCUACACAUGGAAACUUGCGGAAAAAGUCUACGGUCGUGGCAGUCGCACUGCCCUUACUACUCUUGCAUUGUCUGUCUGCAGCCCGUGGCAGUGGUUCUGCGCGACCCGAACACUAUCUAAUUGUCUUGAGACUACCAUCACUUCUGUCGCUAUUUACUAUUGGCCUUGGCAGGGUGCAGCAACAGCUAGCAAGGAUCCUGAUUUGCGGUGCAAGGCUCCAUUGCCGGGCUCUGCGUUCUCUGCAGACUACCGUGCCCCGAGGUCACCAGACCAUAAACCGACUGACGAUGCUAGCUCCGCCGUCCUGGUAUUGUCAGUCGCGACCGAUCGGCUCUAUUACAGGGUCUGGACUCUUCCGCCGCUUAGAUUUCUCUAUUUCAACAUCGCUCAGUCGUUAGCCGUCUUCUACGGGAGGAACCGCGGCGACUACUAUUUGACCGAAGGUUUGCCGUUGCUCCUCACGACAUCUUUGCCAUUUGCCGUUGUUGGCCUGUGGCAGUCGUUGAGGGGCUUAGAGCCACGUAGCCCAGCCAAAGGCGACAGCCCGGGUAAUACAGCAGCUUCAGGUCAAGAUACUGCGGCCAGUCAGAUACUAAGCCGUCUGUCAUGGACGGCGAUCGUCAUGACUACUACGCUGAGUUUGAUAUCGCACAAGGAAGUUCGCUUUCUGUACCCAAUCCUACCCUUCCUUCACAUCAUCGCCGCCAGGCCGCUCAGCAAGUUUCUACCUCCUCGCGCUGCGCUAUCGCACAAAGCAGUCGUUCUGUUCUUGCUUGCUGUAAACAUCCUACUUGCAGGCUAUGCCUCUCAAGUUCACCAGCGUGGAGUCAUCGAUGUACUCGCCCAUCUCCGCCAUGAACAUGAAACGCGCAACAGCCUAUUACACGUCCAUGGCAAUAGCGAUAAUAACGUCGCUGCUGUGACCAAUACAACAGUCGGCUUCCUCAUGCCCUGCCACUCCACACCCUGGCGCUCCCACAUCAUCUACCCUGAAAUCUCCGCAUGGGCUUUGACGUGUGAGCCACCCAUCGACAUACCGCUCUCGCAGCGCUCAACCUAUCUCGACGAGGCGGAUGAGUUCUACAUCAAACCUGGCCCUGUAGCUUGGCUCCGAGCCAAUAUGGAAGAUGUACAGACGAUCAAGGCGAGUGGAAGUAGGUCUGGUCAGCAUUGGAUGCGCCAGGAUCCAAAAUUUAAACGCAAGUACCGGCGUGAGUGGCCGCAAAACCUUGUUUUCUUUGAGCAGUUGGAAGGGACGCUGAAGGAGUAUCUUGAGGGCACUAGGUACCAGGAGUGUUGGAGGGGUUUCAACAGCCACUUCCAUGAUGACUCGAGGAGGACUGGUGAUGUGGUUGUCUGGUGCUUGGAUGGCGUGUGA